AAGAACUGGUUGGUUUGUGGUACGAGUCAAGUCCAGCCAAUAAUCAGUGCAACGUCACUCCAGACGACGUCUAACUAAACCGGGAAGGAUCAUGCAGCAGCUUGUGGUGACAUUUGGGGUGCUCACGGUGGCGCUGGUCAUGCCGAGAGUAUUUGGACAAAGUGAUAACUUCAGCAACGGCACCAGCACAGUUAGUCCCCAAGAUAUUUAUGAUCUGAGUGAAGAGGACUUUCAGCUGUGGGUAUCCGGCAGGACACCAAAGGCAUGGGUCACGAGUACAACGCCCCGUCUUGCCACCAUCGGUUCAUCGACCACGCUGUUCGGAACCAGUCGGUUGAUGGAACCGUUCAACCCCUUCGUGCCCCAGACAACAUCUGCACCCACCUCCCCACAACCAGAAUUUACCGUCACGCCGAGACCGGUCAGCACAACCACCACCAGCACUAGUGCUCCUGUGACCUCGCCAAUCGUGGUGGAAGAUCCCGACAACGGAUACUUCUAUCGAAAGCCACAAGAUUUUCAAAGCUGGCUGAAAGAUCAAAUGCAGCAUUCCCAGCGGAUUACCAAUCAGCUGGUGGCCAAUUUCCCUAGCCUACCACCUCCUCCCCAACCUCCACAGCCACCACAGCCUCCACAACCCCCACGACUUGCCCCACCUCCAGUGGACUGCGUGCCAGUUAGUCAAAUCCUGAACCACCAGCGACCUGCAGCGGUAUCCUUUCAGACAUCGGCCACUAUCCACCGGUUCCACGAUCCACCAACCCUAGUUCAGCAACAGAAUCUACCAAAGCCUAACCAACCCCAGCAACAGGUUCCACAACAUCCACAAAUUCCACAGCAAUUUCCAAACCAACAGCAACAACAACAACAGCAAGUCCCCCAAAAUGCUCCACAACUGCCUUUCCAACCCCAGCAGCAGGUUCCACAACAAUUUCCAAACCAACAGCAGCAAAUCCCCCAGAAUGCUCAUCCCCAACUGCCCCAUCAACCCCAGCAGCAGGUUCCGCAGCAUCCACAGGUGCCACAGCGGCCGCAGUUGGGACCCCAGCAGCCACCGCAAAAUCCGGAGCAGCAAAGCUACCACUUUCAGCACUUUGUGUCCAAGUUCCCGGGUAGACCUCAAGGGAGCCACAUGCAGGAGUACUACGUGAGUCCGCUGUACUACCAGCAGCAGCAGCAGCAUCGGGAGCAUCAGACUAUCGUGCCGGCCUACCAUCAUCAUCAAAAUCCGGAACCAGUGGUGGUGAACUACUUCUGAGUCGUUCUGCCGUGGUUGAUUUUUACCUCUCACAAGACUGUUGUUUUUUUUUUGCUCAUGUUGAACGCGUAAAAUAUAAGGACUUUACAAUUUA
Molecule: messenger RNA, 1352 nt
Organism: Culex quinquefasciatus (southern house mosquito)
Lineage: Eukaryota; Metazoa; Arthropoda; Insecta; Diptera; Culicidae
Product: activating signal cointegrator 1 complex subunit 2 homolog
Exons: 2
Coding region: 92-1258 (388 amino acids)
Source: RefSeq, a predicted model, not a curated record